Molecule: messenger RNA, 2365 nt
Organism: Pangasianodon hypophthalmus (striped catfish)
Lineage: Eukaryota; Metazoa; Chordata; Actinopteri; Siluriformes; Pangasiidae
Gene: mkks
Product: MKKS centrosomal shuttling protein
Exons: 5
Coding region: 187-1884 (565 amino acids)
Biological process (GO): chaperone-mediated protein complex assembly; protein folding; developmental process
Cellular component (GO): nucleus; cytoplasm; kinociliary basal body
Molecular function (GO): ATP binding
Source: RefSeq, a predicted model, not a curated record
AGAAAGGGGUUUGCUAACUGCCUUUACAUACUAAAGAAGAAGAAGAACCAUAAACACUGCAGGUUAUUAUCCUUGACAGCUGCAAAUCCUGCAAAUAAAUCAUCCUGUAUAAUGCACUAGUGGUUGUAUAUGCAAGUGUAAGCUAAGCCAGCUGGAGUUUACAGUUUGUAAAGCUGCUGUAAAACGAUGUCUCGUGUUUGUAAGAAGAAGCCCUCUGUGUGCACGGAUGAGCCUCUCACUGAUGAUGAGAUGAGCCACAAGCUAGCAGUGAUGCGGCACGCGCUGAGCUCUUGUUAUGGCCCACGUGGCAGAUUAAAACAAAUUCACAACAGUGUCGGGGGACAGGUUCAGAUCACAUCCACCUCAGCUGUACUGCUCAGAGCAAUGGCUUUCUCAGAGCCGCUGAUCAGACUGAUCUCUGCAGCCAUCUUGGAUCACAGCUCGAGAUUCAGCGACUGCGGGUUGUUUACAGGAGUCUUUUGCCUUGGCCUCAUUGAAAAUGGCAAGAGGUUGGGACUUGGGUCUGCUGUGGCAAGUCGAGUGUAUAAAUACUUGUUAGAAGAGUGCAACAGGUAUCUCAAUGCAGAUGAUUGUGGCUGUAAGGUUCAGGUGGACUUCAGCAGUAUUCGAUCACUCAUCACUUUAGCUCAUACCGCGAUCACUAGCAAACCAGCCUGCAUGCUCAACCCUGAGGAAUCACAACAUAUCGCCUCUCUGAUUGUGCAGGCCUUCCUUCGGUCUGUUCCUUCUACUUCAUCCAACAUCUUUGGAAGAACGCUGGUUGUGACCUUAGAAGGACCACCGGUGAGUGAUUCUGCAGUUUUCCCUGGAUUACUAGUCGAAGUGCCCAUUCUGCAGUCGGUGGAUCUGAAGAACCGUAAUCCAGGUCCCUGUAAGAUUGUGUUAUUUGGCACUUCUCUGUCAGGUGACUGCUCUGAAAUUGGAGAAGCGGCUUUAGAGAUCCAAGUGGGAAUAAAUCCUGAGAAGGUCGUCUUGGAGCAGCUGUUGAAGCUCGGCGAGAGAGUGGUUCAGGACGGUGUGGGAGUGUUUGCAUGUCAGAAGGUGAUUCACCCAGUGCUGCAGCAGUACUUGAAGGAACGUGGACUGGUGGUUAUCGAGCGGCUCGGACUUGCCCUAAUCGAGCCAAUUGCCCAAAUGACAGGUGCUCUGAUUAUGGCGUCUAUCUGCUCCCCAGUUCCAGCCAAAGCAUAUGGACAGCUCGGGGGACUCCAUCUGCACCGCAUUGCAUCUAAAGAGCUUCUCCAGCUCCUUCCAUCUGGAGAGGCAGCCGUUAGCACAAUGGUGCUCUGUCACAGGAACGAAACGAUGUUAGAGGAGCUCAAGGUGACGUGUCAGAGAGCAGAGCAUGUGCUGCGACUGACUCUUAAGGAGCCUUAUGCGCUGAUUGGAGGAGGCUGUACAGAAACAGUGUUGUCUGCUUACAUAAAACACACGAGUGAGUCUAAGGCCAGUGAAGCAGCCUUAUCUGUAAAGUGCUCACGUGCAGAGUUCCUCCUCGCUACAGAGGCGUUCUGCUGCUCUCUGCACUCUGUGGCUCUUUCUUUAGACCAUGAUGACCAGCACUUCCUCAUGGACUUGACUCAUGCUCAUUGCUGGGUUACAGAAGAGGAUGCACACUCACAAACCACAACCUUACACCCCUGCUGCUGUGGCCUGGUAAAGGAAAGAGCAGAUCUGGAGAAGAUCUUUCUUAAUAUUUCUCUGAAGACAGUGCAUCACUCCUUCCUGCCUGCACCCAUCAAAUCUGAUGAUCAACCAAGAUUGUUGGACUCAUUCACUGCCAAGCUCAAUGCCUUGAAUGUUGCUGUAGAGACAGCUAAUCUUAUGCUCAAUGCAAGAUACAUUAUUAGGGAUGUGAAUUAAUUGGGUAUAUACAGUAUUUGUAAAUGAGUUUAGUAUUUGAUAUGACACUUUGCAAACAAGGUGGCGCUGUGGAGUGUAGUUCCUGUGUCUAUACAUUAGAUGGAGACAUUCAUUUUUGGAGAAGAUUACCGCUCGGUCCCAUUUUGGCAUUCUGUGACUCAAGACUCUAUUUUUAUAAAGUAGUAUUUAUAGCAAAAGAAAAUAUUAGUAUUUAGGGUGACUUUGAUGUCUUAUUGUCUAUGAUGACUUAUUAUUUAUUUUUUAUUUAUUUAAAUUAUAUAUUGGCACAGAGAAUUAGCCCAGUUGAACAGCACAAAAGCUUCCUUAUUGCCCAAGCUUUUUAUUGUUUUAUUAAUUUUUUAUUUUAUUUUUAUUAUUAUUAUUAUUAUUAUUUUAUUUUUAUUUUUUUUUACAACUAUGCAGUUCCAAACUAAGGUUCACUUUUAUGUAGUUGCAUUAAAAACUUUGAAUGAUGAUCAGA